CAAUAUCUAUAUAUGAAAGUAAAUGUCAAGAAUAUAUCGCUGAAUAAAAAAAAGUUAGUUGUUGUUCAUAUUAUGCGCUCUUGCAGCUUAUCGAUGUUUGCAAAGAUGUUAGAAUCAAAUGUGAUUUCGAACAGUAACUGCACACAAUAUGGCGUCUCAGUCGAAUAUGCGACAAUCGAAUUCUCGCAAAAGCUUGCAAGCGGCCAGUUUGAAAAGUCGUGGUGCAAUGAUAAUGAAAAGCGUAUCGAUUUUGAUAGUUAAUAGCCGGCGAAUCUGUAACCAACGCAGCAAAGAAACAACCACGAAAAAUGGCAAAAGUGGUAAAAAUCGAAAUCGACCAAACAAAAUGGACGACUCGAUUGGCAAACCAACGCCAAAAAUAUUGGAAACGUUAAAACGAAAAACGCACUUUUCCAAAAAAGAACUAACGAUUCUGUGUAAAAUCUAUCGAAAAUUGGUUCUCAACUGUUACAAUCCGAAUAACAAAGGAAAAACUGGCAUUAAUAAUGUCAUAUCAAGGCCACAUGGUGGUGCAGAGGGAAUUGAUCGAAAUGUAUUCCGUGAAUUGUUGCAUAGUACAUUUGAUAUAUCGGCCGAAGAGACGUUAAUGGAACGGAUAUUCACGUCUUGGGAAAAAGGUAGCGAGGGUUUACCACUGCGAUUGGAAAGUUGGAUAUGUGGUAUAUCGGUCUUUUUGCGCGGAACUUUAUUUGAAAAAGCAACAUUCUGUUUUCGUGUUUAUGAUUUAAACACCGACGGGUUUAUCACCAAAGACGAAAUGUUUUCAUUGAUGAAAAAUUGCCUUAUCAAACAGCCACAAGACGAAGAUCCCGACGAAAGUGUGAAAGAUCUUAUGGAAAUCGCAUUGCGAAAAUUCGAUGUUGAUAAAGAUGGAAAAAUUUCGUUUCAGGACUAUUUGACAACAGUAUCUGGUGAACCAUUACUCUUAGAAGCAUUCGGUCAAUGUUUGCCAUCCGAAACGGCAACAAUUUCAUUUUUGACCGCAUUCCAAAAUUAACACAUUAAUUUCUUUGUAGUGGAUUAUCACUGUUUUUCUUUGCCUUUCUUCUUUUCUUUCUUUUCUUUAUGUUUUGCAAUCCGUGUUGGCGGCACUUUGGUCGAUGAACGUAAUUCAGUCUCUCCCAUGUAUGGCUGUAAUACCUCUGGAACACGUAUUGACCGCGAUGUCUGUUUUAAAACCGAAAAAAUUCGUUAAAAUUAAGAAUAUCAAAUAAAUAAUAAAAUGACAAAAAAAAACGAACU
This is a messenger RNA of Contarinia nasturtii (swede midge), 1263 nucleotides long. RefSeq names its product EF-hand calcium-binding domain-containing protein 1-like. The coding region runs from base 149 to 1018 and encodes 289 amino acids. Gene Ontology annotation, molecular function: calcium ion binding. The transcript is spliced from 5 exons. NCBI's taxonomy places the organism in Eukaryota, Metazoa, Arthropoda, Insecta, Diptera, Cecidomyiidae. The record is from RefSeq and is a predicted model, not a curated record.